Messenger RNA from Ambispora gerdemannii, 1076 nucleotides. NCBI's taxonomy places the organism in Eukaryota, Fungi, Glomeromycota, Glomeromycetes, Archaeosporales, Ambisporaceae. The record is from the annotation of a GenBank genome assembly.
UCAAACUUGUCAUUAUUUCAUCCUUGGCGUUGGGACUCUACUUUCCGAAACCGCGAUUAUUCGUUUUACCAUUUCUUCCUAUAGCAACAUGGUUAAUCUUAUUUUACUCUUGUCGCUUUAUUCCGGGAGACCGCCGACCGCAUAUCUAUGUCUCGGUUUUACCGGCACUCGAAAAUAUUUUGUACGGUGAUAAUUUGUCGGCUAUCAUUGCCAGACACACGAACACACUUAAAGAUUUGUUGGCGUGGUUUCCGUAUGGGGUUGCGCAUUUCACGUUGCCGUUUUUUACUAGUAUAGGACUUUGGUGGGUUGGUCCUCCGGGGAUAUUGGCGGUUUUUGCGCGUGCUUUUGGGUACAUGAAUAUUGCGGGUGUUUUAACUCAAUUGUCGUUUCCCUGUUCACCACCAUGGUAUGAAUAUAUAUAUGGUAUGAACACCCCUGCUAAAUAUACAAUGCCAGGACAUCCCGGAGGUUUAGCACGUAUCGAUACACUUUUCAGUUCAACUACAUAUACCACAACAUUCAGCGGAUCACCAAUGGUAUUCGGCGCAUUCCCAUCACUGCAUUCUGGCUGUGCCAUCAUACAAGCAUUAUUCAUUUCCUAUGUGUUGCCAAAAUCCCGGAUAAUUUGUAUUUUGUAUGUGAUGUGGAUCUGGUGGGCGUGUAUGUACCUCACACAUCAUUAUAUGGUGGAUUUGGUCGGCGGGGGAAUUUAUGCCGUAAUAGCAUUUUGGUUCUCGUGGAAAUGGCUGCCUUCUGUGCGUUAUGAAUUCUCUAAUCGAUGGGAUUAUGUAAAAGCUGCUUUGCUACCGAGAACGACUAACGAUAUCGUAGAAAGAACACCGAUGUAUGCUAUAGUUGCUUAUCCUUCCUCACGUGAUGCAAGUAUUGAUAUGGAUAAUCAAGCGAUUGAAGAUAAAAAUGCCGCACUUUCCACUUCUUCUAGUUAUGAUAGUAACGAUGAAUUUGAUUUGGGACAUGGAGUUAAUCAUCACCAGCAAUCACAUUACCAAAAUCCUCAUGUUAUUGCUUCUUCUGAUAGUAUCAACUUAUCUGAGGAUAUCGAAGCUCUGUAG